UUGGAUCGGAAACUUCGUCGUAAACCGAGAACCCCGGCACAGGCUCUUUUAGCUAAAUAGGAAGAGAAUGCUGGGAACACUGAACGUAAUACUGUACUUGACUGAUUUAUGUCGUCGUGGUUCUAUAUCACUUCUGGCUUUUUAGGCGGAAACCACGCGGUUUCAUGAACAAUUGGUCAACCCGUCUUCCCUGCCCUUUUUUGUUGUUGUAUUUAAUUUUUUUUACAAGAGGCCCAGAUGUAACAUAAAAUCUAUAGUUCGCAAGAGUACGACGCCCCAGCUGUCAACUGUUAUACAUUUCUUUUCAAGCCAGUCAAAUAGCAGUCCAAAGCGGGCGGUGCCGUCUACGAAGGUGUAACUCAUAACAUGUCAUGUAAUUAUGGUUAAAAGAGAAAACAGAAAAAGCUUACUUGUCCCCAAUGUCGUUUUACUUCCAGCACAGACCCGCGAAGCGUUGCGCAGGUGCAGCACUGCAGCUCCGUGUGCCCGCCCAACAACCACCAAACUCCGACGCUGAUUUGUCCAGGCGCACGUCAAUCGAAUAUGAGUGGAUUCGGGGGAGAAUGCUGCAGUGGUGGACAGUAAUACUGAUGCUGUGCUGCAACACUGUGAAUGAGGCCUGUCUGCAGUGUGACAAAGAGAUCUUUAACAAACACGAAGACUUUUCCUUAUCUGCCUCCACUGCACAAAAGCAAAUCGCACGGAAAAAUAUUUUGGAUAAUGUCUAUAACAAAUACAAGGAAGCAAGCCGGGACCUGAAGGGCAUCAUAGAUCCGACCACCCUGUACAGAGUCAAAACUGAGUACCUGAGUGAAUUUAAUCGGUUCUUGGAUGCAGAGAGCAGUGGACCUUCUCAGAGAGACUUCAUUCAUAUCAUUGAACAAGGGAAGAAGAUUUUAGUAAAACACUUGAAACAUUUCAUAGCUAAUGAAUUGUGCCCCAACAAGUGUGGGCUCUUGCAGAGACGGGUAAUGGAUUGCAUAUCAUGCAAGUACAAGAUCUACAGCUGUCCAUCUCCGUCCGGCAAACAGGAUUGUGGUGAAUACCAGAUUGAGGCAAAAGAGGGAGGACAUGCAUUACUGGACUGUUUCCAACCAUGGCAUUCACUUGUUUUCGGGAGCCUAUCAUACACCUGGACCUCUGACACAAAGGUCAAUGGUCCGAACUCAGGAUAUAAGAUAGUAAUGGAGGAGUCUAGCAUGGUGUUAAAUCAGCUCCACUUGAGGGAUCAGGGGACGUACCGGUGCUCAGUGACGGGCCAAGAUGGGACUGAGUUCUACCGAGUUGCAGUGCGCUUGACUGUCACCCGAGCGCCAACCGAAACAUACCAAUCUGGCAUUCCACUGCCUGCGUUGACUCCUGAAGACGAAGAAUCACUUCUUCAACACGACAGGGGCGCACUGGUUCCGCUCAUGGCUGUAGUCACGGCUCUUAGUCUGGCAGGUUGCCUCAUCUUCAUUGUUGUCAUUGGAAAGAUGAUGAUUCAGCAAAGAAAAACAUUGACAACACAGAGCAGGGUGGAGGAAGAAAAUAACACAUUCACCUCUGUGUGGGCCAGAUGGCGUGCACAGUAAAUGGUUCUUGUGGGAUUGGAAAUUUAAAUGUACUUUGUUUUCUUGUCAUGCUGUCAUUGCUGGUCCACCCGAUUGUAUUUUGGUCUCAUCCGACCAAAGCACCUUCUUCCACAGGUUUGUGGUGUCACCUUUGUGGCAAACGGGACUUCUCAUUCCUGUCUUUCAACAGUGGCUUUCUUCUCGCCACUCUUCAUAAAGUGCACUACUUAUA
This is a messenger RNA of Hippocampus zosterae (dwarf seahorse), 1785 nucleotides long. RefSeq names its product izumo sperm-egg fusion protein 1. The transcript has 10 exons. The record is from RefSeq and is a predicted model, not a curated record. Gene Ontology annotation, cellular component: acrosomal membrane; plasma membrane. The coding region runs from base 420 to 1574 and encodes 384 amino acids. Gene Ontology annotation, molecular function: protein binding involved in heterotypic cell-cell adhesion; signaling receptor binding. Lineage: Eukaryota; Metazoa; Chordata; Actinopteri; Syngnathiformes; Syngnathidae. Gene Ontology annotation, biological process: sperm-egg recognition; heterotypic cell-cell adhesion; fusion of sperm to egg plasma membrane involved in single fertilization.